Molecule: messenger RNA, 2734 nt
Organism: Betta splendens (Siamese fighting fish)
Lineage: Eukaryota; Metazoa; Chordata; Actinopteri; Anabantiformes; Osphronemidae
Gene: parp12a
Product: poly (ADP-ribose) polymerase family, member 12a
Molecular function (GO): metal ion binding; NAD+ poly-ADP-ribosyltransferase activity
Source: RefSeq, a predicted model, not a curated record
AUGACCUCUGUCGUUUCUAAGUUCAUCAUCAAAACCCUGUGCGACAACAAGGGAUGCCUGGACUUCGAGAGCCUGGAAAAGGCCAUCGCGGGGACCUUUACGGUUGCGGACUCCGUCCUGCGCAGCGUCCUGUUUGACGACGGUAAAAUAGCGAUCCGUGAAGGGAGCCGGAAGGGCUCGGCUCAGCUGAUCUCCCCGGACAGUCUGAUAGUGGCUAAAACUAGUCUGAGGAUAUGUCAGAAAAAGCCCGACGAGUGCGGACUGUGUGAAGAUUUACACCUCUGCAAGUAUUUUGUUUGCGGCGAUUGCUUGUUCAAGAACAAAUGUAAAAAAUCCCACAGUCUGGCUUCUCCACACAACGCAGAGCUUUUAAACAAAUACGGCCUCCAAGAUCUGACAGAGAAGCAGGUGUUCCAGCUGUUACUGCAGAAUGACCCUUAUCUACUUCCUGAGAUCUGCCCACACUAUAACAAGGGCACUGGGUUGAACGGCUCCUGUAAGUUCACCGGCACCUGCACCAAGCUCCACGUCUGCCUGCACUAUGUCCAGAAUGACUGCAAGUUUGGACCGUCGUGCAAGAGAAGCCACGGCAUCGACGCGCAAGGAAGGAACCUCCUCAAAGGAUUUAGUGAGGAGAAUAUUAGAGACCUUUAUGGGAUCUACAGAAAUAGAUUCAUCAUCAUGAGUCAGCAAGUUACUCCUGCUGCUGUGUUGCCACAGGUAAGGACCCCCAUAAAGCUGCCUUCCCACGUCGACCCCGGACCCCCCACUACUUCCAGCCCCCCACCUCAAACGAUCAGCACCGACGCUGACAAAAAAGAAAUCUGCCUGUACUUCAUUCGGAUGCAAUGCCAGUACAAAGAUAAAUGCGCUCACGUCCACUGGCUCCUGCCGUACAAGUGGGAGGUUCUGGACCGCGACGGAAAAACCUGGAAGGACCUGGAGAACAUGGAGGACAUUGAGAAGGCUUACUGUGACCCCAAGCACGACACCAGCUGCAUGGAAGAACUCACGCCCCCCUCAGCCAUUUUAAAUUUUUUUGGGAUUCAGAGCCCUGCAUCCCCUGCUGUGCAGUCUGUCAACUUCCUGACUAUGACAUACGGGGGUUCUCGGGUGCGUCGUCUGUCCACUGCCUCCUCUGUCUCAAAGCCACCUCACUACAUCCUCACAACGCAGUGGCUCUGGUACUGGAGGGAUGAGAAUGGGCAAUGGAAAGAGUACGGCCAGGGAGACAGUGAUACAGAAGCUUCUGUUACUUCUCAAACUCUGGAGAAUGUGUACCUGGCAGACAGAACCACAGGCGUUCCUUUCAGCGCGGGCAAACAGCAGUAUAUCCUCCACUUUGAAGGAGAAGCAGGAUCCCAGCAGAUGUAUCAGCAGAACGUCAAAUACAAAACCAAGAGGGAGGUCAGACGACGGCCUCAGUUUGUGUCGGCUCUCGAUGUGAAGACGAAGCUCAAAGGUGGUACAUCAUCAUCACCAAGCUCCAGCUCCUCCACGGCUCAAAGUGUCCCAUCGCACUGGGACCUGAAUGCGCUGCCUGAUUUUGGCUACAAGCUCAUCACACUUUCCGACGCUUUAAAGGAUUUGACUUUGAUUAGGACACUGUUCAAGCGCACCAUGCCUCAGAGUCAGAUCAACAGCAUCCAGAGGAUACAGAACCCGUCUUUGUGGAAAGUCUUCCAGUGGCAGAAAGAGCAGAUGAAGAAGAGGAAUGGGGGGAAGGCUGUGAAUGAGCAGUACUUGUUCCACGGGACAGACGAGGGCCUGGUUGAGGCCAUCUGUGAGCAAAACUUCGACUGGAGGAUGUGUGGCGUCCACGGCACAGCCUAUGGCAAAGGGAGUUACUUUGCCAGGGAUGCAUCUUACUCAGACACGUAUUCCAGGGCCAAGGGAAGCCAGAAAAAGGUCAUGUUCGUUGCUCUGGUGCUGGUCGGGGAGUACACCAGAGGAAGCAGCAGCUACGUACGCCCGCCGCAGAAAGCCAGGAGCACAAUCCUCUACGACAGCUGCGUUGACCGUGAAAGUGAUCCCAGCAUCUAUGUCAUCUUUGAAAAACAACAGAUUUAUCCAGAAUAUAUCAUUAAUUACUCCUAAGUGAUCGCGCUGUUUCUUCCUUCCCUUGUUCAUUUGCUUUGACUUGUAGCAACAAGUCUGUUAAAUGUCUGUUUUUUCCGGUAGGUGAGAAGUCAGAUUAGCAUUAAGAAGCAUUGAUGUUUUAAUGGCAAAAUUCCACUAUAAUAUGGAUAUGGGAUGUGAUUAUAGGAUAAAUCAUUAAAUUGCCCAUAAUCAAUAAAUCGUGUGUUGUGACAGGUUGAACUACAUGGGUUCCUAUCCUCUAAGUUACAGUACAAGGAGCGCUUCUGUUUGGAAGUGCCAACAGAAGCGCUCAGAGUGUAUGCUUCAUUAUUCUACCUGCUUUUCCAUUAGGGGUUGUGGGACACUGAGCUCACAGUAGACUGGUACAGGCCGACGUAUACUGUAGAGACGGGCAUCAGAUAAACCUAAGAGAACAUUCAAACUGCAUUAACCAGUGUUAUUGAAGCCUACAACCUGUAGCUGUGUUUGGAACAUACCCUCUGAACACAAUGAAACUUUCCUUUGUGUAUGAAACUAACUGUGGUGACCUAAUAAUAUCAUAUAAUAACACAAAGAAAAUGCUGAAGGCAAAAAAAUGACCUGGAGUGGAAUGGGGAUCUCUUGUGUUUAUGUAAUAAACAUAUUGAAAAAUGCA